This is a messenger RNA of Bipolaris oryzae ATCC 44560, 324 nucleotides long. RefSeq lists its product as uncharacterized. The record is from RefSeq and is a predicted model, not a curated record. Lineage: Eukaryota; Fungi; Ascomycota; Dothideomycetes; Pleosporales; Pleosporaceae. The annotation marks the transcript as partial. The transcript has a single exon.
GCAAAGCGACGCAUGCCCGCCUCGCUAGCCCUCGACCUAGCUUCUCAACACCAAGCCACUGCUCGCAACCGCGACGCCCAUACCCAGGCAUAUGACGAAAACCGUCCACAGCCCUCUGCCAAACGCCUGCUCCUCCGCAUCAGCUUCGACCUCUCGGCGUUGGCGAACCUGUGGGGAAUGACGUUGAGGCCGCAGUGCAGCAAUUCAACAAAGCAAAUCCGCCUGCUGUCGAGCCCGGGAGGACCCCGGAUCCGCCUCAAGGGCCCUUAUCGCUGCCGUAUCCUGCAUGCGCUGUGCCAAUACACCAUCGAGCCCAUCACGUAA